Molecule: messenger RNA, 1216 nt
Organism: Salvia splendens (bonfire salvia)
Lineage: Eukaryota; Viridiplantae; Streptophyta; Magnoliopsida; Lamiales; Lamiaceae
Product: protein REVEILLE 6-like
Exons: 9
Coding region: 103-999 (298 amino acids)
Molecular function (GO): DNA binding
Source: RefSeq, a predicted model, not a curated record
CCCCCAGCUUUAUACGGGAAGCGAAUCUAUCUAUACACAACAAGAAAACCCCAAACACAUACACACACUGAAGGAGAAACCACACGCACUGACGCUCAGCGCAUGUUCUCACUGAACACCAAUCAAACCAAGGGCUUCUUCUUGGAUCGGGACGGCAUGGCGUUGCCGAACAUCGGCCUAUUUUCGUCUCCGGCGGAAGACCCCAAUAAGAAAAUCAGAAAACCGUACACCAUUACCAAGUCACGUGAGAGCUGGACCGAACCUGAGCACGACAAGUUCCUUGAAGCGCUCCAGCUCUUUGAUCGUGAUUGGAAGAAGAUUGAAGCAUUUAUCGGAUCGAAAACAGUCAUUCAGAUACGUAGCCACGCACAAAAGUAUUUUCUUAAAGUUCAAAAGAGUGGAACCAAUGAACAUCUUCCUCCACCUCGGCCAAAAAGAAAAGCUGCUCAUCCAUAUCCACAGAAAGCUUCAAAAAUUGUUCCAGUUCUUUCACAAGAGAGACCAUCAUUCCAAGACUCUGCUGCUGUUCCUGAUAAUGGAUUUGCGAGGAGGCCUGUUCCUUCUGCAAUAAUAAGAAAUGAAUCUGCUGCAUCUAUACCUGGCUGGACAGAGAAACCUUUGCAGAAAACCAAUUUUUUGCAUGCAGCUGGAGUUGAUGCCAGAUAUGCCGGACAGACAAUGUCCUAUAUUUGUGGUAGCAAUGACAGCACAACAAAGACAAGGCCCACAGUUCUCCCUGAUUUUGGUCAAGUGUACAGUUUCAUAGGCAGUGUCUUCGACCCUAAUGUUACUGGCCAUUUACAGAAAUUGAAGAAGAUGGACCCAAUUGAUAUUGAGACAGUGCUAUUGUUGAUGAGAAAUCUCUCGAUCAAUUUGGCUAGUCGUGAUUUGGAGGAUCAUAGAAGGGUGCUUUCAUCAUAUGAGAUUGACCGUGAGAGGGAUGAUGCCUUUGAUGUAACUGAUUCUAUCCUUUGUUGCGAAUCUGAGGGUGCAGGUUAACUUUGUGUCAUGUUGGUGCCUUGGCUCUGGGCAAACUUUUGAUGUGUUUCGAGAGUUGCCAAUUCCUAUAAUUGUAAGUAUGGUUCUUGUUAAAUCUUCUUCUGUCUAAGCAGUUAGUGGGGCCUUGUACAUACUGGCAAAUGAAAUAAAAUGAGGGGUAUUUGCGGCGAUGUAAAUUGUGAACAUGGUUGUCUGUAAAUGCAAAAUUUUGAUCCCA